Apis florea (little honeybee) is the source of this 7987-nucleotide messenger RNA. RefSeq names its product Rho guanine nucleotide exchange factor 3 (gene RhoGEF3). Gene Ontology annotation, cellular component: cytosol. The record is from RefSeq and is a predicted model, not a curated record. Gene Ontology annotation, molecular function: protein binding; guanyl-nucleotide exchange factor activity. NCBI's taxonomy places the organism in Eukaryota, Metazoa, Arthropoda, Insecta, Hymenoptera, Apidae. Gene Ontology annotation, biological process: intracellular signal transduction.
CGAAGAAUCGUUAUGUUUGAAAGACAUUAUAUUUACUCUUAACGAAAUUCAAAGAAGAUUCCAAAAUUUUGGAAAAAAACCAUGGACAAUAAGCAUGGAAUUGGCGAAAAGAACACGAAGCGUGUGAGGAUGUUGGAACGACAGGAUUCCACUUGCACCGGUUAAAAUGAAUCGUAGGGAAGACCCGCUGUUGCGGCAGCAUCGCAACCGCUUGCUGCAAUUAGCGGAGGUGACAAACAUCAAGCCUGGCCGUGGCAGCGGGAAAAGACGAGGCCAGAGGCAGUCGUACGGUUUCGGACCCAGCAAUGGCGGUUCGAGUACCGGUAGCCGCAUCACCCUUCAGGAUAUCGUGAGAAGCGAUCCUGGAUACACGCCAAACAUCGAGCAUUUAGUUUUUCCGGAGCGCAAAAGCAGUAAUCCGAAUCUGGCCAAAACAGCCGAGGAAUCGCCGCCAAACAAAUCCAAAGUCAAUGCAACCACCUCGGGCAGAUCUAGGCUCGCUGAAGUGUUCUCCAGGCAUUAUUCGAGAGGCUCGUCCCAAGACUCUUCCGUUACGUCCAGAAAGAAUCACUUAAACAGCACGUCACUGGACAGCGGAGGGACGGUGGUGGUGUCCCAUCAGGCAACAGGGUCGAGCGUAUCCACGGUGGUGACGAGAGGCGGCGGUCGUCGUUGGUUGUCGCAGAGCUCGCAAUCCUCGAGGCAACAUUCGGCCGAGGACGGGGUACGUGGGGGCAACGUGGGCGUCAUAGGGCCCGUUUCGACCUCGUCCUCGAGUCAGGCCCCUGCUCCCGCCCUGCCACCUCGUAGAGUCAGUCCAGCCGCGAAUUCUGCCGACAUCUCGAAUACGGCCACUGGCUCCCGCGGCGACAGAGGUCAAAACGUGUCGAUCCUGCAUCUGCGCAGCACCUCGGAUCCUUGGGAAGUUGGUUCUCAGGGCUCCUCGUACAGCGUCGGUAGCAAUAAAAGUCAAAGCGGGGGCAAAGGAAAAUCAAGUGGAAACGCCCGAGGGUCGUAUACACGAGGCACUUCAAUACCAUCCUUGAAACGGCACGAUACAACGGCAUCGGCAUCGACUUCCAGCCUAAAGCAACAUCGGCAGGACAGUCAUAGUCAGGUGACGAGUUCUCGUCGUCGAGAAUCCUCGAAUUCGUUCCUGUCGGGUAACAGCGGCACAUCCGGCGAACUUUUCAUCAGCGGCGAUUGCAGCAGGGAAUUGUCGCCGGUCCGAUGGUGCGAUCGAGAAGUGGACGGCGUCUAUCUGGGUCGAUCCGGUUGGGUUCAGGUGCAGCAACGAUCCCUGGACGAGAAUCGGCGGACAAGCUACGAGAGCAGCCUGGUGACGGCGGCCACGGGCACCCUCCCGUUACCGCGACGAGCCACGGUAAAAUUGGCCGAUUAUCAUUGCAACAGCGAGCCGGGUAAAUGCCCGGAGGAGUUCCUGCGAUUGGACAGCCAGAGACCGGACUAUCUGGCCCUGCACGGCCAAGAUUUCGAAUCCGUGGGGAGCAGCGCCUGCACCUCGCCCCACAGCAUCCCGGAAUCGUAUUCGCCGCCCUCGAUCACCCCGAUAAUUUCCCCGCCACCGGCGUUCCAGGAUGCGGUCGGGAAGAAAACCUCCUCCUCCAAACAUUGUCCGGGGCGCAACAAUUACGGGAAGCCGCCUUUCCUCCCUCGAUCCAACGCUAUAGUGGACAGCGAUAUCAUCAGCCCUCCGCCUUCGCCCCCGCAUCAAGUCAAUUGGAGUUCCUUGCCGCCUGCCGCCUCCCGAAAAUCCUCGAAUACGCCGUCCAGAGCUCGGAGGCAGAACAGCGGCGGUCAACAGCAGCAGCAACAACAACAGCAACAGUACAGAAUGGCGCAAGCCAAGUCGUUGGAAGAUCAGUCUUCCUCGAGGAGGUCGCAAUUCGUCCAACGUUAUCUGGAAUCGUCGAGCUCGUCCUCGUCGUCGGUCGGUUUCAGAAGUCUGGAUAGUUGCGUGACGAGAACUACCAUGCCCAGAUUGGCGGAGAACACCGAUUCCUCGGUGGAAGGGUACGACGACGGCGACGACGAGGACGACAAUCCGAGCUCCUCGUUGAAUCUGAGCCUCGUUUCCUCCUCGAUAAUAGCGUUGAACUCAUCCACGGAAUCUAUCCGCGCCAACGGCGAGAGGAUCUCGCCGAACAGGCAGAGCAGACAUCACAGGAGUCAGCAGGGAUUGAGACGAUCGCCGGGAUCGUCGGAAUCGGGCAAGUUGUCGUUCAACUCGCCAUCUUCCUCCUCCUCGUCGUCGAGCAGCACGGACAGGCAGGGCAGAUCGCCAACACCGAAUCCUUUCAGACGUAGCAACGCUUCUAGGCAACAUCAGAGCGCGAGGACGGCGCAAGCGUCUCCGGACUCUCAUCAGUCGCGGGUGAGAAGGUCCAGAAGUCUUCAAUUACCGGAGAAAAGAUCUCCGAGCGCCGCUGCGCCACUGAAUAGGGAACAUUCGAGGGAAUCUAACGAGCCCCACAGAUUGGUCGUGAAAAUUUCCAGCGAUCGAGGCAACGAGAGGAAACGUCAUGCUCUUCAGAAUAGAAAAGCGCAGUCAACCGAGAACGCGUUAAACGAGGAGUUGCUCCGUGAGACCGAGGCUGUAACCGAGUUCCUUUACGGUACGAGGAGCCGCGCGGUAGCCAGAAGUCUGUUGUCGUGUCGUUUCGAGCGUCGCGAGGAUGGCCAGGAGCAAAGGCAAAGGAGUAAUCCCAACACUUACGAUGUUUACUUUAUCUCCUCUAAACAGCAGCAAUCUUCCAAAUCCACGGGAUCAUCCAUGCAACAACAGUCGCAACAGCAACAGCAGCAAACGCAACAGCAACAAUCGAGGCGACCUAAAACGCUUCAAAGGGGAGCAACGACCCCGAAUGCGAAUCCCACGUCCGCGAACCAUGACUUCUGCAUCAGUCCCGACACGAAGUUGCGCUGCAACAGCAGCACGUGCGAUUUCUGGCCGCACUGCUCGCAGAGAGACACUCUUUACUCUCCCAAUCAAGCCCCAGUAUUUAUGAAAUUAUCUCAGAGCUACCCGGCUCAUCAGAGGCUCCCCACGGACGCUGGGAGCCACGCGAGCAGAGGUAGCGCCAGCUCGUCUCCAGCAUCGUUGGAGCGGAUGGACGAUCGAGAAUUUCGCGAUCGUGACGCGUCCCGAAAGAAUCGGGCGACUCGUGAUCGGAGUAACAGCAGCGCGGCCAAAUAUCAGGAGAGGCAGCCGAAGAGCGUGUUGAAACAGUCGAGUCGGUGGUCGUCUCUGGAAGGAUCUAACGGUGGGAACGGUGGGAGCGUGGACAAGAGGGAAUAUCAUAGGUAUUAUCAGAAAGCGGAUUUCGGUACGGGGAGUUUCGAGGGUUGCGAGAAUAAGGAUAGAAAGGUGUCGCCGGUUCAAGGGAAGAGUAUCGCGAACAGAUCGCCGAGCGGCCACGCUGCAUCCUCCUCGGCUACUUCGUCAUCGUCCAGUAGCGACAUUUGGGUGACCACGUCCGAUCGGACCGUGACCAAGAGCCCGAGGAAUGCGAAGAGCUCGGGAGCAUCGACUCCCAUGGAGGAUGCGGUGAUCGGUUCUCUGAAGACGUUGAUGGAGCCGCCGAAAGAUGGAAUGCUGUCCAGGCCUGGAAGCGCUCCAACGAGGGGUGAGGACACGAUGUCGGCGGACGGAUCCUUGGAUCCUCAUCAGCGGUCGCUAUCGUUGCCUAAGUCCUUCUUGACGCACAAUGGCAAUAACAAAGGAGGAUCCUGGCAGCGUGGGCAGAAUUCCCAAAGGUCGAGCCCCAGUCCCAGUCGACUUCACCACACGCAGGAAGCAGCCACGCCUCACACAGCUCCUGUUUCCCCGCUCCACGAUCAACGAUCGAACGCGUAUUCUGGAAAGGAUAGGAGACGGAUUCCUGGGCUGAGCAAGGCGCAGAGGCGUAUCAAAGCGUCGAGCACGCCUGCGCUUUUGGAUCGUGAUGUGGAAAGUCGACAGUGGUCGGGAGAUGAAGAAGACGAGGGCACAACAGGUCACGUAACAACGGAGCAUCCACUGGCAGAGGCGACAAUUCCUUUGGUCUCCCACUCGCGACUUCAAGAACAGCCCUCUAACUUAAGUGGCAAUCUCGUGACCGCUUCUGGGACCCAGAAUCCUCCUCGUUCGCAAAGCCAGCAAGAAAGCGUUCUGCAGAAAUUUAGAAAAAGUUUCUCCUUGAGGUUCCACAAAAAGGGCAGCAAGGAGAGCAACGAGAGCGAAUGUCCGGCCGAAGAUAACGAUGGAUCCGGACCUUUGGACGAGGAGGAGGAAAGAGAACCACCUACUGUGACUGAACAGACCCCUCAACAUAAAGAAGACACCAAUAAUGACCAGAAAUUCCGAUUCGGUCCUCUUGUGUGGAGAAGCAGUAAAGAGAGGAAAAAAGGCAGCAAGGCUGCCAGAAACGCGAAAUGCAACAGCGGAGAUAGUGGAAUACAGAUCGAGAUGGUAUCUGGUGGAGCAUUGACUGGGGGUGGUGGUGGUGGUGGAAUGAUGGGGGGUGGUGAUAGCUCCGAGUCCCACGACACGGAUGUCCAAGACGAGACGGACAGCCCGCCAGCCCUUCGCAGGCGAGUCGCCGACAAAUCACGACCCCAGUCCGAGCUCAUCAACCAGAUACUGAUCGACAAGUUUAAGGCGGAUCUUCAGAGUCGUACGUCGUCGAGGCACCAGCAUGUACGUAGAACGAACAGCGAUUUAGGAGGUCAAAGGUUACUCCAGUGGGAUACGAGGUCUGGUUACAGCCACGCGCACAAUUACCGCAGGAUGCUGUCGACGCCAUCGCCGAUCAAGACGAGGCCUCCUAGGCUGAGCCCGAGGCACUCCUCCCAUGACAUCGUUACGCUGAGAAGUAACGCGAAAGGGAGGAGUUCUCGGACAAAUUUGAGGCGUUCACUUAGUCAACCACUGGGUAUUAAUCAACUAUCACCCUUGAUGCGCACCAAAACUGCAGGCGCAAGGUUGCCCGGUGGAAACGUCCUGUCUGAGGAUGAACAGGAUGGAAGAGGUGGGACGUCGGAUGACGAGAUGAUGUCCGAUUCGGAAUCCUCUAUCGCCUCCUUGACGGACAGAAAGAAAUCCUUCGAGCAGACGAUGGACGAGGAGGUUGUAAUCUUGGCUGAAGCUGUUUGGGACCACGUGGCGAUGGAACCAGAAGAGUUAGCUUUCCGUGCUGGCGAUGUGAUAGAGGUUUUGGAUAAUUUGGAUAAAGACUGGUGGUGGGGUAGUUGCAGAGGAGAGCAUGGCUGGUUCCCGGCUGCAUUUGUUAGGUUACGCGUAAGCCAAGAAGACACUGUCGAGGACUGUUUGGCGGCGAUGGCCUCUGGAGGUACAUCGAAUCAGCAACUGAGAAGACGUACCAGUGUCUCGUUGUUAUCAAACGAGCAAGUUAGAACGAGCGUGGUUCGUGAACUGGUUCAAACAGAGCGGGAUUUCGUCAAGAUAUUAAGGGAUGUUGCGGAGGGUUACAUAGCCGAAUGUCGACGACGCACGGAUAUGUUUACCGAAGAGCAGAUAGAAACGAUUUUUAUCAAUCUCGAAGAAUUGUUAGACUUCCAAUCUGAAUUUUUGAAAGAUUUAGAAACUAGGAUAGAUUGGAGCGCUCCGUAUAAGAGUUGUGUCGGUGAAUGUUUUCUAAAUCAUAGAGCAGGAUUUCGCAUGUAUUCAGAAUAUUGCAAUAGUCAUCCUAUGGCUACCGCCACGUUACAAGAAUUAUAUCAGCAUAAUCGUUACAGUAAGUUCUUUGAAGCUUGUAGGUUAAUGAGAGGAUUGAUAGAGAUUCCUUUGGAUGGAUAUUUAUUGACGCCUGUGCAACGAAUAUGCAAGUAUCCGCUUCAAUUGGCGGAGUUGUUGAAAUAUACAAAAUCUGAUCAUCCGGAUUACCAUAAAAUUCAGGAAGCCCUUGAAGCGAUGCGAGAUGUCGCCGUCCUGAUUAACGAGAGAAAGAGACGAAUGGAAAGUCUUGAAAAGCUGGCUGCGUGGCAGCUAAGGGUUGAAGGAUGGGAGGGAGAGGAUCUCAUAGAAGUUUCGUCCCAAUUAAUUUAUCAAGGUGAAGCUGUAAGAGUCACUACUGGCAUGUGGACAAAUAAUAUCACCCUCUUCCUGUUCGACCAUCAGUUAGUAUAUUGUAAAAAGGACAUUUUAAAGAGGAAUACCUAUGUGUACAAGGGACGAAUUUAUCUCGACACAAGCGAGGUGAUCGAUGUUCCCGACGGGAAAGAUCACCAACUGGGUGUAACGGUGAGGCACUGUUUGAAAGUGUACAGCUGUGUUCGAGAUAAGUGGUUGUUAUUCUGUUGUCGCACAGCGGAAGAGAAACGUCGAUGGUUGACAGCCAUGGCGGAGGAGCGAAGAUUGGUUGCACAGGACAGAAAUGACGGGUUAGAGUUUCCUGCCGCAGCGAGGCAGUUAGCUAGGCUCGCUGCAACGAGACAACAGAACAGACCGCCAAUUAAACCUCGCAACAAAACGUACAAAAGAGAGUCGGCUUACGAAAUGCCAACAAUGGUCGGGCAGGCCACGACAAACUCGUUAGGGCGUAAAGUUGGCACUUGGUUCACAUUCGGUAGCAGCAAGAAAAAUACACGACUUCAGCCGUCCUGAGACAGGCCUACCUUCGUGCCAUACAUCGACUUGUGAAAGUUUAACGAGAAGCGCUCGAUCGUUGCUUCGUAACUAUGAAUUUCGUUCACGCAUUACUCGUGUGAGAAACUUUUCUUUAAAAAAGUUCCUUAUCACCUUGAUUUAUUCGGAUUUUCUUCAAUACUUCCACGUUCAAGAAUAUUCGAAUAAUCAAGCGGGGAUCGAAUAUUCGUUUUAAUCAACACGAAGGCAAACGAUAACAAGCGCUUAUCAUAUGUAUGGAACGAAGGUAUUUUAUUUAUAUAAUUGUUAAGUUUGAUGUUUAAUCUGUCGAUAACAAUAAUAUCGAUACGUCCUGUUGACAGGAUAGUAAAACGCUACAAUUUUCACCAGUCUGAUUAUAGUAUUCUUGUUUAAUUUAAACACAUACAGUUCGAUAAAAGAGGAAGAAGAAGAAGAAAAAAAAAAAGAAAAGUGUAACUUUAUAUCGUUGGCGAUAUUUAAUUUCACUGCCUCGAAAAAAAAGAUUCUUCUAGAUUCUACGCUCUCUCGUCUUAUAAUCACGUCUUAUAAUCAUCUUAUAAUCAUGGAGUUUGGACAAGGUAUUAUCUACUUAGUUGUUUCUAGAAAAUGAUAAACGUUGUUUGUUCAAAGUAUAAUCGCCAGAAAUAUUAUAUUAAUUAAGCAUAAUUAUAAAUUUACGUAAAGGAGAGUAUGCGUACAAGCAACGUUUAUGCGAAUAUCUCGAGUGAAAUGAAGAAUAUUAGAAAGUUCGGAGAAAUAUGAAGAGAUCGAGCGGUUAAAAGCAAAGCAACAAAUAUCGAAGCGGAUCAAAUUAGAAAAUAUAAUCGAAGAAAAAACUUACAUAAAUUAGAAAAAUGAAUGCACUUAUUAUUAGACGUGUAUAGAUACAUAUAUGUGUAAAGCCGUUAGUGAGCUUUUGCGGUACUAAAGAGAAAGUACUAGUCACACUUAUCAUGGAAACAUAUGAAAGACCAGUGAUGAAACUUUAUCAUUAUUGAAAUGCAACCGCUUGUAUGUUGUGUACAAUGAAUGGAUUAGUAAUGGCCAUCCAUUUUUUAUGGUAAUAAAGACUGAUUGAGAAAUGUUUGUUUCCCAGAGAUUCACGAGUAAAUAGGUAUGAAGGAAGCACUGAGAGAAAAGUAAUAAGUAGUAAAAGCGUAAGUAAUCGAAUUUCAAUAUAGAUCAACUUAUAUAUAUUUGCAGUUCCAAAAUGAAAAAUCUUUUAAUUGUAUUUCUAGUUUGAUGACAAUUUAGAUAAUGUAUUUUAGAGUGCACACUGAAAAAAAAGAACAACUGAUACAAAUAUUAUAUCUCGAAAUUUUCUCUCAGUGAAGCGAAACGUAUCACAUUACAUAUUCA